AGGCAUGUUCAUCAAACCACUCUAUUGGUUUAAGUGAUGGAAGUUUUACUGAAAGAGGAUUGAUAGCCACAACAUUCCUGGAUGUGUACCAUACCCCAAACUGGGCGCGGUUACAUCAAUCAAAAGCCUGGUCUCCAGCAAUACUUAAUGACCACUCCAUCGAACAAUAUGUCCAGCUAACGUUUUUUGGUGGUCAGUUCUUAGUAAAAAACGUCGCAAUGCAGGGAAGUCCUCUCUUUGACUGGUGGGUUACAAAGUUUCGAAUUUCGACCAGCAAUGAUGGGGAACAUUUCGUUACAAAUACCGAGGUAAUUACAUAUGUCUUAAAAUAGGGUUGUGAUUUUUGUAGAAUGGAAUGUUGAAGGUGUUUUUUGGAUGCAAAUUUCGAGGCGGGAAACCAUACACAUACAUAACGACAAACGGCAAACAAAAAUGUUACGUUAUAAGACAACAAAGAAGAAAAGGAACUUGUUAUUACCUGUUCUAGGAAGGAGGUUACGUUUUUAUCCACGUCUGUCUGUCUGUCUGUCUGUCUGUCUGUCUGUCUGUCUGUCUGUCUGUCUGUCUGUCUGUCUGUCUGUCUGUCUGUCUGUCUGUCUGUCUGUCUGUCUGUCUGUCUGUCUGCCUGCCUGCCUGCCUGCCUGCCUGCCUGCCUGCCUGCCUGCCUGCCUGUCUGUCUGUCUGUCUGUCUGUCUGUCUGUCUGUCUGUCUGUCUGUCUGUCUGUCUGUCUGUCUGUCUGUCUGUCUGUCUGUCUGUCUGUCUGUCUGUCUGCAUGAUGACUUCAAAAUAUAUAUCAAACAUAUUAAUACGAAAAUUUGUAGGACAAAUGGACAUUACCCAAGGGCAGAAUUAUUAAACGGCUUUGGUUAAAUUUGGAUGCAAAUAUUAGAUGAUAAAUUAUGAAAUGAUUGUCUUGCUUUACCAUGCAAAAUAGACUGAGAGUGCGCCAUUAUGCUAUUUAUGAAUGAUACGUAAUUUCAUUCGCUGGCUGAGGUAUGCACGCGGACUCCGAGUGGAUUAAGCCUGUUUUCCACUUCAACCAUAUCGUAUCGUAACGUACCGUAUAAUUUUCUUUUGUGUCGAAGUCAUUAGUUCAACACUACCGCUCAGGAAACAAAGAAAUACGCUACGUUUCGGUACGAUACGGUUGAACUGUUGAAGUGGAAAACAGGCUUAAAGAUUUUUGGGAUUAACAGGAUUUUUGGCAUCAUGAACUUCCCGUUAGAGCUCGUCAACUGGCUUCUGUGUACAUCUACUAAACCCUCCUACAUGUACAGUCUCCGAGUACUGUCUAGUUCAAAUUGUUUUGCUUUGGUUGGCUAAUUAAGUUGUCAGUGUUCAUGUUUAUUCCAUUUCUUUAGGAGUAUGACGGAAAUUACGAUGGAUCUUCCGUUGUCAUGGUGACAUUACAAAAUUCCACACCAUCAAUUUAUUUUCGCGUUAUUCCAACUAGAUGGAAUAAUAAUGUCGCGUUGAGAUUGGAACUAUAUGGAUGCUUUGAAUAUAUCGCUUGA
Messenger RNA from Paramuricea clavata, 1515 nucleotides. The record is from the annotation of a GenBank genome assembly. Lineage: Eukaryota; Metazoa; Cnidaria; Anthozoa; Malacalcyonacea; Plexauridae.